GAAUCCGAGUUCUACAUUCUAUCUGGCUCUCUAGUUUGCUGAACAUGUAGCUAGUUUACAGCUAACGGGUGAGAACCAACUACUUACCGUUAUUUGUUAAGCUUGGAGUUAACGUUGUUUUACUGCUCUAGAAGGGAAGCGUACUUCUAAUUUAUUAGAAGUUAUACAAUUUACUUGCGACAGAGUUACAUUAAGUCACAUGCAUGUUUAGUUAGUUUAUGUGGCGUCAUUAGUAUAACACUCGCUGAAAGGAAUUAAUGUUGGUUUUAGCAUAGCUAACAUCAACUUUGGCUAAUACCGUUAGCUAGCUUGUCUGGCUGGCAUUUGCACAACACGGUUCUGUACAGUGGUCACCUCUAAUGAGCAGGUAACAACAAACAAGUUGGCCUUGGGAUUUCGGCUACGUCACCCGAAAAUAGAGAUGAGCUGUCAGGUUGAUCACACCCCUCCAUUGAGGGUGUUGGUGACGGGAGGAUCCGGCUUGGUGGGCAGGGCUAUACAGCAUGUGGUGAAAGAGGAGGGGGGAGCCAAGGAAGGGGAAGAAUGGAUAUUUCUCUCCUCCAAAGAUGCCAACCUCACGAACAUGGAGGAGACACGGGCAGUGUUUGAAAAAUAUCAGCCGACCCACGUCAUUCAUCUGGCUGCUAUGGUUGGGGGGCUUUUCAAGAACAUGAAGUACAACCUGGACUUUUGGAGAAACAAUGUCUACAUCAACGAUAACGUGCUGCAGGCAGCACAUGAAGUUGGCGCGGUCAAGGUUGUUUCCUGCCUGUCCACCUGCAUCUUUCCGGAUAAAACCACCUACCCUAUUGACGAGACCAUGAUCCAUAACGGUCCACCUCAUGAGUCAAACUUCGGCUAUGCCUAUGCAAAGAGAAUGAUUGAUGUUCACAACAGGGCAUAUUUCCAGCAGCAUGGGAGUUGCUAUACAGCUGUGAUUCCCACUAAUGUGUUUGGUCCCCAUGACAACUUCAGCAUUGAGGACGGUCAUGUGCUGCCAGGCCUAAUUCACAAAGCUUACAUUGCUCAAAAGGAGGGGAAGCCCCUUGUGGUCUGGGGCUCCGGCACUCCCAGAAGACAGUUCAUCUACUCUUUAGACCUGGCUCGUCUCUUCCUGUGGGUCUUGAGAGAGUAUUCAGAGGUCGAUCCAAUCAUUCUCUCUGUUGGAGAGGAGGAUGAAGUGUCCAUCAAAGAAGCUGCAGAAGCAGUUGUGCAAGCACUGGACUUUAAAGGAGAAGUGGUGUUUGAUACCAGUAAAGCAGACGGCCAGUUCAAAAAGACAGCCAGCAAUGCAAAGCUUCACCGCUACCUGCCAGACUUCACCUUCACACCCUUCAAACAAGCUUUAAAGGAAACCUGUGAUUGGUUUGUUGCCAACUAUGACGCAGCCAGGAAGUGAACGCUCUGCCAAUCAAUUUGGUACAAAGUCUGUCGAUCAAUGACCCGCUCUGUUGGAAGAGGAGGUGGUGACGGCAAAGGUGGAGAGGGCUGGAAGAAAACAAGGUGGCUCAUGUGCAAAGGUAGAUGGAUGUGACUGAAUUGUGUGUUCUCAGUGAGCUAGACUAAAUAUACUCAGCAAAACAAAGAAACGUUCUGUCACUUUCAACUGCUUUUUAUAUUUUAAACAAACUUAACAUAUGCAAAUAUUUGUAUGCGCAUUAAAAGAUCGAACAACUAAGGCCUAAACUGAACAAUUUUCACAGACAGGUGACUGACAGAAAUGGAAUAAUGUCCCUGAGAAAGGGGGAGGGAGGGCUACUAAAUCAAAAGUAGCCCUCAGUAUCUGGUGUGGCCACCAGCUUUAUUAAGUACUGCAGUGCAUCUCCUCCUCAUGCACUGCACCAGACUAGCCAGUUCUUUUUUUUUUUUUUAAGAUUAUUCUUUGGGGGCUUUUCCCUUUUUAUUUUGAAAGUGGAU
This is a messenger RNA of Perca flavescens (yellow perch), 1917 nucleotides long. Its product is annotated as GDP-L-fucose synthase. Gene Ontology annotation, molecular function: GDP-L-fucose synthase activity. Gene Ontology annotation, biological process: nucleotide-sugar biosynthetic process. The transcript is spliced from 10 exons. Bases 422 to 1399 code for a protein of 325 amino acids. Lineage: Eukaryota; Metazoa; Chordata; Actinopteri; Perciformes; Percidae. The record is from RefSeq and is a predicted model, not a curated record.